Molecule: messenger RNA, 4506 nt
Organism: Ictidomys tridecemlineatus (thirteen-lined ground squirrel)
Lineage: Eukaryota; Metazoa; Chordata; Mammalia; Rodentia; Sciuridae
Gene: Gdf5
Product: growth differentiation factor 5
Cellular component (GO): extracellular region
Molecular function (GO): cytokine activity; growth factor activity
Source: RefSeq, a predicted model, not a curated record
UGGAGACGGUGCACGUCUGGAUACGGGAGCAUUUCCACUAUGGGACUGGAUACAGACACACGCCCGGCGGACUUCAAGAGUCUCAGACUGAGGAGAAAGCCCUUCCUGCUGCUGCUACUGCUGCCGCCGCUGCUCCUGAAGAUCCACUCCUUUCAUGGUUUUUCUUGCCAAGCCAGAGGCACCUUCGCUGCUGCCGCUGUUCUCUUUGGUGUCAUCCAGCGGCUGGCCAGAGGAUGAGACUCCCCAAACUCCUCACUUUCUUGCUUUGGCACCUGGCUUGGCUGGACCUGGAAUUCAUCUGCACUGUGUUGGGUGCCCCUGACUUGGGCCAGAGACCCACGGGGGCCAGGCCAGGAUUGGCCAAAGCAGAGGCCAAGGAGAGGCCCCCCCUGGCCCGGAACAUCUUUAGGCCAGGGGGUCACAGCUAUGGUGGGGGGGCCACCAACACCAGGGCAAAGGCAGACCCCGGGCAGACACAGGCCAAGAAGGAUGAGCCCAAAAAGCUGCCCCCCAGAUCUGGUGGCUCUGAACCCAAGCCAGGACCCCCUCCCCAGACCAGGCAGCCUGCAGCCCGGACUGUAACCCCAAAAGGACAGCUUCCCGGGGGCAAGGUACCCCCCAAAGCAGGAUCUGUCCCCAGCUCCUUUCUGCUGAAGAAGGCCAGGGAGUCUGGGCCCCCUCGAGAGCCCAAGGAGCCGUUCCGCCCGCCCCCCAUCACACCCCACGAGUACAUGCUCUCGCUGUACAGGACGCUGUCCGAUGCUGACAGAAAGGGAGGCAACAGCAGCGUGAAGUUGGAGGCUGGCCUGGCCAACACCAUCACCAGCUUUAUUGACAAAGGGCAAGAUGACCGAGGUCCUGUGGUCAGGAAGCAGAGGUACAUGUUCGACAUUAGUGCCCUGGAGAAGGAUGGGCUGCUGGGGGCCGAGCUGCGGAUCUUGCGGAAGAAGCCCUCGGACACGGCCAAGCCAGUGGCCCCUGGUGCCGGGCGGGCUGCCCAGCUGAAGCUGUCCAGCUGCCCCAGCGGCCGGCAGCCGGCAGCCUUGCUGGAUGUGCGCUCGGUGCCAGGCCUGGAUGGAUCUGGCUGGGAGGUGUUCGACAUCUGGAAGCUCUUCCGAAACUUUAAGAACUCGGCCCAGCUGUGCCUGGAGCUGGAGGCCUGGGAACGGGGCCGGGCUGUGGACCUCCGCGGUCUGGGCUUUGACCGGGCUGCCCGGCAGGUCCACGAGAAGGCUCUGUUCCUGGUGUUUGGCCGAACCAAGAAACGGGACCUGUUCUUUAAUGAGAUUAAGGCCCGCUCGGGCCAGGAUGAUAAGACCGUGUAUGAGUACCUGUUCAGCCAGCGGCGGAAACGGCGGGCUCCGCUGGCCACUCGCCAGGGCAAGCGACCCAGCAAGAACCUCAAGGCCCGCUGCAGUCGGAAGGCCCUGCAUGUCAACUUCAAGGACAUGGGCUGGGAUGACUGGAUCAUUGCGCCUCUUGAGUACGAGGCCUUCCACUGUGAGGGGCUAUGCGAAUUCCCCUUGCGCUCCCACCUGGAGCCCACGAACCACGCAGUCAUCCAGACCCUGAUGAACUCCAUGGACCCCGAGUCCACACCACCCACCUGCUGUGUGCCCACGCGGCUGAGUCCCAUUAGCAUCCUCUUCAUUGACUCUGCCAACAACGUGGUGUAUAAGCAGUAUGAGGACAUGGUUGUGGAGUCUUGUGGCUGCAGGUAGCAGCACUGGCCCUCUGUCUUCCAGGUUGGCAUAUCCUGAGAGCCCCUCCCCUUACUCCUGGAAUCACAGAGGGGUCAGGAAGCUGCAGUCAGAGCAUCUACACAACCGCACCAAAGGGCAUUCCAGCAGCCUUGUUCACUCUGAGUGUGACUUGGGCUUUCCUUCUAUUCACAAGUCCCCCAUCUGAGGAUUUCUGCUCUUCUGUUACUCUGACUGACAAGGACAGUCCAAGGGGACAGACUCUGCAUGGGACUGAGACCCAGGAGACAGUGUUUUCCAAUGAGACUCAACCUGUACUCUCUCCUAACUUAGGCCUCCUUGGCCUCUGAACUCUCCAAGGGGGUCUGAUGCUAUCCUGAGCAUCUGGUGGGAGAGACACAGGUGUCACCUCCUCUUUGAAUCACCUUUGUGCCUGGUGACUUUCAAUUUUUAGGGCAGAUGAGAUGCUGAUUGGGCUGGUGUGGGAGAACGGGGAGAGAACUUGGGCAAGGGUAAGGAGUAUGAGGCUGUUAGACUGUUAGAUUAAAAUAUACAUUGAUGAGAAAAAAAAGCCAAACUGUGCCUAAAACUGUAGCAAAUUUCUUGUUUACUCCAGGGGACCCAUAACCCCUCAAGGAAUUCCUCUCAGAGAAGGAGGGUGGGUUGCUUCAUGCAUGAACUCUGUUUCCCAGGCCCCACCCCCAACCCUUGGAAACUGAAGCAGAAUGGGGCAGAGAGUAAGAACUGGGCAGGACCAGUGUUCACCUCUAACCUCAUUCCUGUUCUUUCCAAAGGCCCAUUGGCCCUUGGGUCCAUCUGCUCCAUUGGGGCCUGGCAACAAAGUUAGAUUUUUACAUUCCUUAGUCAAGUUUUUUUUGUGUGUGUGUGUUAAAAGGGAUCCUUAAAUGAGAAUGAUACUGGGGAUUUCAUUUCCUUUAAAUGAAAUGGAGACCAAGAGCAGUCUAAGUCUCUGGUUCUCAUCCAGGAGGCCUUAAAAUCAUCUCUGAUCAUUCACCAGCAUCUGCCCUGCCCCCAUUUUCUCCCAUCCUCACAGAAUUAAAUGGGCAACAUUUAAAGGGCCCUCUACUUCUGCAUUGGGGAGUCUGGACUGCCAGGAGUCUCCCCUUCCCAAUGGGAGCCUUUUAUUUUGCCAUGACCAUUGUUCUUCAUAUGACCUUGUCUGUGACCCUGCUGCCCUCCAGCUUAGCACCCGCAGUAUUCCUUAUUGCUUACCCAUCACCUACCACAGCUCCAGAGUCAGAAUUAGAGCCCCUCACUUUACAUUAUACAUUAUAUAUAUAUAAAUACACAAAUAUACAUUAGGUAAAUCAUCUUCCCACUGAUCUCAGACAGACAAAUGCCAGGCUAUGUUUCUACUUAGGGCUUAGUCUAUAGUAAAUACUCACUUUCCCUUUUCAGUUAGAAUCUUCAGGGAGGAGAGAGCACUAUAUAGCACACACUUGUAAUCCCAGUGACUCAGGAGGAUGAGGCAAAAGGAUUAUAAGUUCAAGGCCAGCCUCAGCAACUUGAUGAGGCUCUCAGUAACUUGAUGAGAACUUGUCUCAGAAUAAAAGAUUUAAAAAGGGGCUGGGAAAUGUGGCUCAGUGGUUAAACACCCUGAAUUCAAUCCUGGUGCAAAAGAGAGAGAGAGAGAGAGAGAAAGAGAGAGAGAGAGAGAGAGAGAGAGAGAGAAAGAGAGAAAGAAAGAAUAUGAAUCUUUGGGGUGUAUGAAACCUGAGCUUUUGGAAGAGGAACACAACCUCCUGGUGAGGAAAUUUAGGCACCUGGAUCCUCCAACUGAGGGUUCAGAGCCAGGUUUUACCAGGCUGAUGAGAGACUCAAAGAGGAGCAAAAAUCCAAGCCUCUGGUUCCCACCCAGGAGGCCUCAAAAUUUUCCCCAUCUCUCUCUAGCUAGGUCUUUAAUUCUGGGAGCCCUUAGCCAAAGCUGUCUCAACCGUAGGGAUUCCUGCCCAGCUAUGGGCAGAACUUGUACCUUUUCCCUCUAGGCCUGAAAUUUGGGUUGCCAGACUCUGAAGCAAGAACCCAGCACAGGGAGCAACCUACCUUUGAGCUGCCUUCUUGGUUUGGAGGCCAUUACCUGUCCCAGAGGGGCCAGAUUGAUCCUAGAGCCAAGAUCUCCCUGGCCAGGCCUCCUUGUGUUUGGCUAGUGGUGAGCCUGUGAGCUCUGGAAGUAAACAAAGGAGCUGCCAUGGCAGACAGUCCUGGUGUGUGUGAGAGGAGAACGAGCCUGGAAGGGAGGUGCUGGGGAUGCCAAGCAGACAGCUGUGGAUAUAAGGAGAACAGUGUAGAAGCUGGGUGACUGGAAACCCAAGGACAGAGAUACAGGGAAUUAAGGGGUCACAGGUGCCAUUGGAGGCCAUAAGUACUUAUUUCCUGGGCUGUGCGUCCUUGGUUUCUUGGAAAGUUCUGAGAAAACUGGAGCUUCUUCCUGCCUUAACCCCAGCAGAACAUCAUGAGUUACAGUACUCUUCUUGCAGAAGGCCUUGGCUUUGAAUGGGCUAUAGUGGCUCUGGCUGGACAACCUAGGAUCUUCCUCUCCCACCACAAUCUGCUCUGGAACUGUCUCUUACAAAGGAGCUAGUCAGACUGUGUACCCUCCCUCCUCUCAUCUAGACCUAGGGUUUCAAUCUGAUCAUGUGUGUGAGAAGAGCCCUUCCCACCUUUGGAUUUGCACAACUGCCUCAUUAGAAAUGCUCUCCGUAGGUUCCCACUUUCAGCCCCAAUCAUAAGAAGCCAUAGACUGUGCAAUAUAUUUUUGCCCAGAGAGUACAGGACUUCUAUCAUA